UCAGAUUACUCUGGUUGGAAGAAGCUGGUCGCAGUUAAAUCCAUUACAAUGGGUCGAACAGAAGAGGAACUGGAGAAACUUCGCGCGCGCAAAAAUUGUGAAGUCGAUCGGAGGCUCACAGCAUCCCCUUCCUGCAGUGGCAUCUGUAUUCGAAAACAGUUGCGACACAGGCUUAGUAUCCUCAAUUGGAUAACAGUGUACGAUAAGGAAGAUCUGGUAUCUGACUUUAUCGCUGGUGUCACGUUGGGCCUAACUAUUAUACCACAGAGUAUUGCCUAUGCGGCAAUCGCUGGCCUACCGUCCCAGUACGGCUUGUAUGCAGCAUUUAUGGGCGCCUUACUGUACGUGAUCUUCGGAACGGUGAAGGAAGUCUCUAUCGGACCGACCAGUUUGAUGGCUAUUCUCUCUGUGCAGUACACAAUGGACAAACCAAUUCAGUACAUGAUCGUGCUAGCAUUCCUUGCCGGUAUCGUAGAGCUGCUAAUGGGCGUGCUUAAGCUAGGUUUCCUGGUUAGUUUCAUUCCAAUUCCGGUCACUUCGGCAUUUACUUCCGCCACCUCGCUGAUCAUCGUCGGAACGCAGCUUAAGCAUCUGCUCGGGAUUCCUUCGAAUGCCAGGGGUUUCUUUCAAACCGUAUACAGCUUGAGCGGAAAGUUGACUGAAUUUAGCGCUGGUGAUCUUAUGCUUGGAACAGGCGCUAUCCUGUUCCUAUUGUCGCUUCGACAAAUAACACAAAUUCCAAUUAGGGAUGACACUAGACGGGGAAAGUUUCUGAAAAAGUUACUAUGGUACAUUAGCCUGGCACGAAAUGCAUUGAUUGUACUGAUCUCCUCAGCAUUAGCGUACAAAUGGAGCAGUUCCGGUGAGAAUGUUCCGUUCAAGCUUUCCGGGCAUGUCGAACCGGGAAUUCCAGGUUUCGAGCUACCAAUCUACAAUGUUGAUACAGGCAACAAAACCAUAUCGUAUUUCGAAGUUGUGAAAGAUCUCGGAAGUGGUAUUAUUUUGGUGCCUCUGGUUGCAGUUCUAGCAAAUGUAUCCAUCGCAAAAGCUUUCACUGCGGGAAAAAUUGUGGACGCAUCGCAGGAAAUGAUUGCACUGGGACUCUGCAACAUCGUUGGAUCGUGUUUCAGCUCGAUGCCAACCUGUGGCGCAUUCACCCGCUCAGCCGUGAGUCACUCCAGCGGCGUUCGAACACCAUUGGCGGGACUCUACUCUGCCAUCCUGGUCAUUUUGGCGUUGAGCCUACUGACGCCGUAUUUUUAUUUCAUCCCCAAGACAACACUGGCAGCGGUUUUAAUAUGUUCUGUUAUUUUCAUGAUCGACUUCAAGAUCGUGGACAGCCUGCGGAAAUCUUCGACAAUUGAUACCCUCUCCUGGUUCGGUUGUUUCAGUGUGAGUCUAAUUGCAGGCGUCGAGCUAGGAUUACUGUUCGGUAUUCUGAUAAGCAUUGUAGGUCUGCUGAAGGUUUAUGUGCGCCCCGUUAUUCAGCAGACUUCGGUGGAGCAGCGUGGAUUCCGGUAUAUAAAACUUGCUCCCGAAAUGGGUCUGUUUUUCCCGGCGGUUGAUUUUCUGAGAACGAAUGUCAUAAAAGUAGCCACAGAACAGCAGGUUCCUGUGGUGAUCGAUUGCACGGCCGUAAUCGGCUUGGAUCACACUUCGGUCAAAGGGCUCAAGGAACUGGCACGCGAAUUGGAUCAGGUAAAGCAGAAACUCAUACUGCUUAAUCUCAAACCGGAGUUGAAAAAGUUGCUGAAGGCGGCUGACAGUGCGUUCAACUUUUGGGAAGAUGAAGGAUGUUCAAGUGCAAUCCAAUCUGUCGCGGAAAAUACAGUAUGAAUCGUAUUGGUUGUGGUGAGGUCGAUCUGUUUUGCUAUCGAAAAAACAUGCGUUGGUAGUUGUGCUGUUAUUUAAAUUAUAAUAUUCGUAUUAAAAUAGAAUUUUCAAGUUAUUAAAAGUUGUGAAGGCGGUCUAUGCCUUUGCUCAUCUUUCUGAUGAGUCACCUUUAAA
This is a messenger RNA of Topomyia yanbarensis, 2007 nucleotides long. Its product is annotated as sodium-independent sulfate anion transporter. The record is from RefSeq and is a predicted model, not a curated record. Gene Ontology annotation, biological process: transmembrane transport. Bases 49 to 1836 code for a protein of 595 amino acids. The transcript is spliced from 4 exons. NCBI's taxonomy places the organism in Eukaryota, Metazoa, Arthropoda, Insecta, Diptera, Culicidae. Gene Ontology annotation, cellular component: membrane. Gene Ontology annotation, molecular function: sulfate transmembrane transporter activity.